Penicillium vulpinum is the source of this 252-nucleotide messenger RNA. RefSeq lists its product as uncharacterized. Bases 1 to 252 code for a protein of 83 amino acids. Lineage: Eukaryota; Fungi; Ascomycota; Eurotiomycetes; Eurotiales; Aspergillaceae. The record is from RefSeq and is a predicted model, not a curated record. The transcript has a single exon.
AUGAAUCUACAUUCAGGAGAGCGCUCUCCUACCGAACCUAUUGUGCAUGAGGAACAGAACCAACGCCGGAACUCCACAGACUCUGAUAUGAUCCACUACCUCUAUUUUGAAGACAACGAUGGCUUUUUUCCACCUAGUUGGAUCGGAAAAGAGUCUCAGCAGGGACACCCGACCGAAAACAUGUGUGGCAACGACCUCGAGGGCCCUAGGGACACUAGCAAUAGUGCCUAUGCCUACAAGGGCAAAACAUAG